AUGGUGCAGCGCCUGACGUACCGCAAGCACAUCCGCUACAACACCAAGGGGAACAAGCAGAGGAAGGUGAAGACGCCGGGCGGCAGGCUGGUCUUCCAGCAACUCAAGAAGAAGGCGUCGCCGCCGCUGUGCGGCGACUGCGGCAAGGCGCUCAUCGGCAUCCCCUGCCUGCGGCCGAAGGAGUACCGGCUCCUGAAGAGCCGCGAGAAGCGCGUGAACCGGGCGUACGGCGGCUCCCGUUGCGCAAGUUGCGUGCGCUCGCGCGUGAUGCGGGCGUUCCUCAUCGAGGAACAGAAGUGCGUGAAGCAGGUGCUGGCCGAGAAGAUGUCCCAGAGCAAGGAGAAGGCGGGGCCGGCCAUUGGUGCCUGCACGGUCGUGGUGGUUCGAGAAGGCUGGUACGGGAAGCUGAUCCCGUCCUCGCAGCUGAAGCGCUCGCGGGCGGACCACCUGCUAGGCCCGUUGCGAGACCUGCUGCAGGCGGUGUGGUGUGGGCGCGAACAGGACCCCGAGGGCGCGGGGCUGGCGCCGCAGGAGCGCGUGCUGCCCCGCCGGGAGCGGGCGCUGGACCUCCCGAACGCCGUCUGCGUGCUGGUGGAGAACUACUUCACGAUCGACGAGUGCGAGCGGUACAUGGCGCUGCUGCAGAGCGAGCUGGACUGGAAGAGGCAGCAGAUCGCGGUGCGGCCGAAGGACGACCAGGAGAAGGUCGUCGCGGAGCCGCGCAUGACCCUCUUCAUGUCCGACCCCGGCAUCUGCUACGAGUACUCCGGCAGGGGCUGGCAGCCGUUCGUGCUGGCCAUCAAACAGUCGGCGGAACGCUUCGUGGUCGAGUGCGGGCAGCCGCCGGUGACCUUCAACUCGGUGCAGUUCAACCGCUACAACGGGCCCCGGCACACGCUCGGCAUGCACGCCGACGACGAGCCGUUUGCCAUCAAGAGACGAAACACGACAGACGAGGAGAAGGUUGUGGAGCUCGCCGACGGCAGCAUACUGCUCAUGGGGGGCGCCAUGCAGUCGCACUACCUCCACGGUGUGCCGCCGGGCGGCCAGACUGGGCUGAGGUUCAACCUCACGUUCCGCGUCUGCAUCCCCCGUGAGUCCAGGACCGAGGCGGGGCGCGUCCUAGUCGACCAGGGCCGCAGGCGGCCCCCGCCUGGCGCGCCGCCGGAGGUGGGGGCGGAGCUGCGGCGCUUCGCGGAGGAGAACGGCCUCGACGAGCGCUGCCUCGCGGUGCUCCAGCUCGGGUGCCGCCAAAGGGGCAGGAUCACGGAGGCACGGAACACGUCGGCGAUGGCGCUCACGCGCCUGCAGGAGGCGCGGGCUCAGAUCGCCGCCGCCGCCAAGGCCGGCGGCGCCAAGGGCAGGGGCGCUGGGCGGGGCGCCCCGAGCGGCCUGCCCGAGGGGGGCGCGCCGGAGGCCAGCGUGGCCAAGGGCAGGGGCGCCGAGCUGGGCCCGAGGGCCCCGCCGGAGGGCGGCGCGCCGGAGGCCAGAAGCGCCAAGGGCAAGGGCGCCGGGUCCGGCUUCCAGCGCUUCUCCCGGCACCGCGCCGACGUGGAGGCGCAGUCCGGGCGCCCCCCCGGCCGCGCCGCCUGA
Prorocentrum cordatum is the source of this 1593-nucleotide messenger RNA. NCBI's taxonomy places the organism in Eukaryota, Dinophyceae, Prorocentrales, Prorocentraceae. The record is from the annotation of a GenBank genome assembly.